Molecule: messenger RNA, 2337 nt
Organism: Botrytis cinerea B05.10
Lineage: Eukaryota; Fungi; Ascomycota; Leotiomycetes; Helotiales; Sclerotiniaceae
Exons: 3
Coding region: 286-2202 (638 amino acids)
Source: RefSeq, a predicted model, not a curated record
GAAGCUUCUUCUCAACACACUUUCGUACUUUUGUACACCACAUUCAUUUAUUCGUUCUCUGCGUACUAGUCAUUCCUUCAUUUGCUAUUCUGUUGAUACAGAAUCUUCUAUUCCAUCAAACACCAAUUGAGGCCAGUCACUCUUGUGUUUCCCGUUCACUUUUCAACAAUCCUUCAGCUUGCAAAGCAGUCAGUCACCUUACAGAUAUCAGCACCAUCAGACUUGGAUACAUUUCAAAGUACAUAUUCUACAAUCAAACUCUUCAUUGACACUCACUCCGCCAUUAUGGUUUUCUCAACAUUGGCCCUCGUGGGCACAUUCGCCGCUUCGGCCACUGCAUACUCUGCAACUGCAAGAACUUUCGCUGUCAACCAUUUCUAUGGAACGGGACCUCUUCUCACCGCCCGUAUAGAUCCAAUCAUCAACCCAGGAACUGUUGGAUCACACGUUCAUACGAUUCAAGGAGGCAGUGCCUUUGGUAUGACUAUGGGGGAUACCACUGCUUUGGAUGAUUCUAACUGCACUUCCUCGCUUGUCAAGAAUGACAAGAGCAACUAUUGGACUCCUUCAUUAUAUUUUGUCGAUCCCAAAGAUGCAUCCAAUAUUACAGCCGUACCUAUGUUCUACAUGAACGUUUACUAUUUCUUUGAGCCCACUACCGACAAGAUUACCGCUUUCCAACCUGGUCAUCGAAUGGUAGUUGGAAACCCAGCUCUUCGUACGCCUCCAGCAGGAGGCGGAGCAUCUAUCGUCGAUUAUAAGCUCGGAACACCCCAACCAGUCCAAGUUACCUGCCCACGUAGCAAUUAUGAUGUUCCAUCUUACCCCGCAGACUCAGAUGGAUUACACGGAGUAGGAAUCCAGGACCCGCAAAACAAGGGAGCAGGUGUUGGAUUUCCAGAUCAAGAGUGUGAUGGAGUUGCUUCACCAAUGCGUCUCGAUGCUCACUUUCCUUCAUGUUACAACCCUGCUGCUGGAUUGACGGAUUAUAAGACAAACAUGGAUUGGCCUACAGAUGGAAAUUGUCCAGAGGGCUGGAUUCACACUCCUCAUAUUUUCUAUGAGGUUUAUUACAAUACUCCUCUCUUUGCAGAUCAAUGGACCCCGGGUCAAGGAAAACAACCUUUUGUUCUUGCUAAUGGAGACCCAACUGGUUAUUCAUUCCAUGCUGACUUUAUCUCGGGUUGGGAUGUAGAAACUCUCCAGCAAAUCAUCGAUAACUGCGACGCAGGUGAUAGCGGUAUGGAUAAAUGCCCAGGUCUCAUUGGUGGGCUCAAUGAUCCACAAACAUCCUGCACUAUCAAAUCACCAAUUAAUGAAAUUGUUUCCGGGUCUAUGUCUAUCUUGCCAGGUAGCAAUCCACUUGGAAAAUGGGGCGCUGGUGUUGCCAGUGUAGCUUCUUCCGUCGUCGCAUCUGCUACUUCUGGUAUUGUUUCUCAAGCUUCUUCAGUAGCUGUUGGUGCUUCUUCAGCUGUCUCUUCUGCUGUAGCUGGUGCUUCAUCAGUUGCUGCUUCCGUAUCAAAUGUUGCAUCAUCUGUAUUAGGGGAUGCUACAUCUGCAGCAAGUAUUUCCAUCCCAAGCAUCUCUCUACCUCUCUACCAAGCAACACCUUCAGACUCAGCCCAGCAUUCUCAAACCCAUACCCGCAACGGUGCGUCCACAAAGGUCGCAGCAGCAUCAUCAGCCGCUAGCGAGGUCGUAUCUUCCAGGGUCAUCACAUCCGGAGGUCAAGUAAUUACAUCCAUCGUCACCGUUCACGCUUCCACACUCAUCUACAAAACCGUUUCGGUCACAGCAGGUCAAGUUCUUCCUACCGGGUCUAGCGUCUCUUCCAGCACUCCAGCUGCUAUCUCCGGAUAUUCAUAUGCUGGUUGUUACGCAGAUCAAGAAUCAAAUCGCGCGCUUUCUGGCGUCACAUUUGCUGAUGUGGGAGUGGGUGCUGUUUCUAGCACAGCUUGCGUGGCUUAUUGUGAAGGAAAGGGAUAUAGUGUUGCGGGAACUGAAUAUGGAGGACAGUGUUUCUGUGGACAAAAUUUACCUAGUCAGACAUUGAAUGCUAGUGAGUGUGUCAUGGCUUGCGAGGGAGAUGCAAAUGAGAUUUGUGGUGGUUCGUUGGCGUUAAGUGUUUAUUCUAAAAGUGGCGCGAGUAAGAAGGAAAAGAGAAGUUCGAGACAUUUGCAUAGACAUGUGCAGAGGAAUUAGACUGGUGUCUAGCGAUCAUUAUCUCGGUUACAUUUGGAAUAUUCGGGAAGUGGAUGAAUCUGCAUCUUACAGGUGCCGGAGCUGGGUGGUAUGGAGGAAGCACAAACAAACAUAAACUUCGUUCUCGCAAGGCGA